AUGUCGAUGUACUCUCAUCCCGCGCCGCCCUACAGCCAGAUCCCUCCCCAACCUUCAUAUUCCUAUCCGUCCUAUCCCGCUGCUUACCAGUAUGGGCCGCCUUCGACCUCUUAUCUCAUAGAUCCCGUCUCUUUUCGUCGAGACUACAUGGGGCGGCUCGCUGAACUUACCGUCAACUCGAGGCCCAUUAUUCAGAAUCUCUCCAUGGUCGCUCAAGAAUACUCACGCUAUGCUGACGUUGUUACCGAGUGUAUCGAACAACAUAUUCGCCGGGUCCCGCCUUGGAUCAAGCUCCCCGCCUGGUAUCUCUUGGACGCCAUCUCAAAAAAUGUUCAUGAACCAUACGCUCGUCAUUUCGCCUCCAUCGUUGCACCCUUGUUCCUUGACAGCUAUGCAGUCGUUGAUCCGAACACUCGCAGCAAGAUGGAGGAGAUGCUUCUAACCUGGCGAAACGGUCAUCCCUCUGGCCAACGCGAACUCUUCGGUGUAGGUCCGCAGGUAGCGAUAGAGAGAGGUAUAUGGAGUGGAGGCUCCAGCGAUCCCUCAUUCCAACAAGGUCAGGGUUUCAUCUCCAAACCCCAGGUCUUGACCGAACUAGAGUUCACGCUCGGUCAAAUGGAGAGAGCGGUUCAGAUGAACCCAUACGACGCACAGGCUCAAGCACACGUUAACGUUCUGCAACAACUACGGAAGCUCGUCGAGGCUGGUGUCUCUCAGAAAGAACUUCAGCAGAUCCUAAAUCAGCUUCGGUCGAUGGCGCGACCCCCGUCUGUUGCUCCUCAUACUCCUGCGCCUCCCAUGAAAUAUCCACCGUCUUCACCGAACGGCACUUAUUACUCUGAGCCAGCUCCGUACUCUGCGCCUCCUCCGCCGCCAAUCGCUCCCUUACAACAUCAAUAUGAUCAACCUUUUCCAUCGCGCGAGUCAUUUGAACCAGCUCCUCCUGCACCUGCACCCCCCUCUUCUUCCACGUUUGUCCACAUGGAUACUACACCACCUGCUCCUGUUGCCAGCACGUCGGCUGCCCCUGCGAUACCUAAUAUCAGCAAUCUCUUUGAGGUUCUUCGCAAAGCAGGUGUUGUCUCUUCUACUGGAUCACCUACGGGUGCUGGGCAGGUUCAGGCUGCUACGAUUGCAUCUGCUCAGAACCCGGAAGACGUAAAGCCCGAAAAUUUAGUGGACCCCGUUCGUGAGGAUACGAGAUCGUACAGGGAUGCUAUCUUGUCUGAAAAUAUCAGACUCACCGGUGCCGAUAUCAAUAGGAGACAACCACGGAUAGUUGAAUUCUUAUAUAACCACUUGCCUGUGCAAUGUAAACAAUGUGGAUUGAGAUUCACGGAUUCUUCGCUCGGUAAGAAUCAGAUGCAAGAGCAUUUGGAUAUGCAUUUCAGGCAGAACCGUAAAGCGAAUCAGCAUGUUGGCAGAGGGCAUAGUCGCAGUUGGUUUGUCGCUUUAGAGGAUUGGAUUCACGACAAUGGAAAAGGCAAGGGCCCGGCGGAUCCAUCACGGCCUUCGAAUGUGAAGGCAGCAGCAGCCGCUGAUGCGGCAAAACGAGACGCCGAGUUGCGCGCUCAGUUCGUCGUCGUCCCUCCUGGGGACGAAGCUAAGCCGAUUGCUUGUCCUAUAUGUAAGGAAACAUUGAAGUCAGAGUUCCAAGAGGAUGACGAGGAGUGGGUGUGGAAGAAUGCGGUCGAUGUUGAGGGACGGAUAUACCAUGCGACGUGUCAUGCGGAAGCGUUAAUGUCUACUACGAGUUUGGCGGCUAAACUAAGGCAGGAGCUCACCGGGGGCGGUCGCAGUCGCUCGACGACACCGGAACGUACUGUUAAGAUGCGUACAAAGUCUGAGUCACCGGUUUCGCCUGGGAAGGCUCAAAUCAUCGGAGUGAAGCGGAAGGCUGAGUCUACGGAUGAGUUCAGUCUGGGAAGUCUUCUGAAUGGCGGAAGUAACGGAGGCGGUGGUGUAGAUAAUGGGGGUGUUGGAGAGGACACCGGGGAGCCGCCGGUGAAGAAGACUGUGGCAUCUGCAACUGCAUAGGUGCUGGUAUAUGGUCUGGCGUCUGAGUUCUUAGAGCGGUGGAUAGAUCGUGCGAUUUGUUCGGUUUCGAUGAUGGUGAUGUGUUCUGGAGGUCUCUUUUUUGCGUGUUCGAUUCAACUUUUCUCUCACCUACUUAUUACUGAUAUUAUAUUUGUGGGCAUCAUCAUUUGUACUUUGAGCUUGACGCACACAAUACGGGCAUUGUAAUCAUCCUG
Stereum hirsutum FP-91666 SS1 is the source of this 2252-nucleotide messenger RNA. RefSeq lists its product as uncharacterized. Bases 1 to 2037 code for a protein of 678 amino acids. Gene Ontology annotation, cellular component: cytoplasm; mRNA cleavage factor complex. Gene Ontology annotation, molecular function: mRNA binding; RNA polymerase II complex binding. Gene Ontology annotation, biological process: termination of RNA polymerase II transcription. The transcript is spliced from 7 exons. The record is from RefSeq and is a predicted model, not a curated record. Lineage: Eukaryota; Fungi; Basidiomycota; Agaricomycetes; Russulales; Stereaceae.